Molecule: messenger RNA, 2064 nt
Organism: Sclerotinia sclerotiorum 1980 UF-70
Lineage: Eukaryota; Fungi; Ascomycota; Leotiomycetes; Helotiales; Sclerotiniaceae
Exons: 2
Coding region: 1-2064 (687 amino acids)
Biological process (GO): regulation of transcription by RNA polymerase II
Cellular component (GO): chromatin
Molecular function (GO): RNA polymerase II cis-regulatory region sequence-specific DNA binding; DNA-binding transcription factor activity, RNA polymerase II-specific
Source: RefSeq, a predicted model, not a curated record
AUGAAUGGAUUAGGCAUUGCUUUGGAUCCUUCGAAUGUCAACCACCAACAAUUUCAGGAUAACUUUAAUAACCAAAACACAACACUGCCUACAUAUGUUGGCAACAACGAUUUCUUAAAUCAAGGUCAACAAUUUACUCAAGGCGGACUUGGAGAGACCAAUUUUGCGCCAAGCCAGGCCCAGGACUUUUCCCAAUUCAAACAAGAAGACCAAUCAUCCUUUGCUCCCCCACAGCGAAGCUUUACCCAGGAGCUCCUGAGUGCCAAUUUCGACGGAGAUUUCUCAUUAUAUCCUAACACAAGUGGACAGAACGAGCAAUUUGAUCAGUCUUUCUUCAUGAAUGAGCUUGCGCCCCAGCCUGCGAACCCAUCUAUCAACCCUGCAGAAUUGAAUAUGUCAUCUCCCGUUCAUACACCAACACCACCAAGUUUAAUGCCGCGUGACUCCCGUUCGCCAUCUUCCUCUCAUCAGUCCCCAUCUUUCAACCAGGGCCCCUUUCAAGCAUCUUCACGUCAUUCACGAAACGCAUCACUUGGCCCCGAGAGUGCUGCUUUCCCAAUUGGGCAUAAUCCUGGUGAUUGGAGUAUGAUGCCACCGCAAUUCACAGGUCAUCGUAGAACACCCUCUGAAUACUCAGAUAUUUCAUCCGCCGCCCAUUCUCCUAAUUUAGGUCACCACGAUAGCUUUGAAGCGAUUGAGCAACAGCACUCACCAAUGCAACAUCCCCAAGACUCUAUUUACCAGGACGUUCUCGCAAUUGGCUCUUUUUCUUUGGCUGACACAAGUCCUCGUCCUGGAAUCAGUCCAGGCCAUAGUCCUGCAAUAUCACCGCGACUUGGGCCUCAACAGAUACCAAAUAUGGAUCAGCAGAGUGCUUUUAUGCUUAAUGCGAACAAUGGCUUUCCUUCGCAAAACAUCUACAAUCAAGUACAAGAAUCGUUUCCGCAGAUGCAACACAACAGUUCUUUGGAUAUGGGACAAGCGCAACAAAUGGUACCACCUGAGAUUAAUGUAGAAUUUGCGCCGGCAUCCAGGCAGAACAGUUUUGAUCCUCCAAAAUCUGCCCUUGACCAAGACGCGUUGACUCCACCCGAUCGAGGUCGUCGUAGGAGAGCUGUCUCGGACCCGUAUAAUAGUCCCCGCGGUCAUAGUCCUUCAGUCACCUCUCCUUUAAUGAGGAAUUCUCUAUCUCCAUCAGGACACGACUCAUCGGCAUCGCGCUCCUUAUCACCGAAUGAUCGAUCUGGAGCAACUUCACCUGGCCGACGUCGACAAUCCACGUCAUCCCUGCCAAAUCGAGAUUAUAUUCUUGGUUUGGCAGAUCCUGAUUAUCAGGCAGCAUCGUCCGAUAACGGGAGUGCGAAGCGGGUUCAAAAACAUCCAGCAACUUUUCAAUGUAAUCUUUGUCCAAAACGCUUUACCCGUGCCUACAAUCUUCGUUCUCAUUUGCGUACACAUACUGAUGAGCGACCUUUCGUCUGCACGGUUUGCGGCAAAGCCUUUGCACGCCAACAUGACCGGAAACGUCACGAGGGUCUUCAUUCUGGAGAGAAGAAGUUCGUAUGCAAAGGCGAGUUGAAGCAAGCCGGUUCAUGGGGUUGCGGCCGUCGCUUUGCUCGAGCUGAUGCAUUAGGUCGGCAUUUUAGGUCUGAAGCUGGCCGAAUCUGUAUCAAACCUCUUCUGGACGAAGAAGCCCUGGAACGACAGCGAUUAUGGCAAGAGCAAAGAAUGCAAAAUAUGCAUAUGCAACAGCAGCCUAUGGGUCAAGAUCACAAUGGUUUCCCUGUGGAUACUAGUGGAACUUACGGCUUACCCGCUGCACUUCUUGCACAAUAUCCUGCCCUAGCGAAUUUGAGCUGGUCAGAGAUGCCUCAAGGUGAUAAUAACAUUGAUGAUGAUCAUAGUGGCAGGAGCAGUUUCGAUGCUAGCGGUUCCGAGUAUUACGAUGAGAAUGAUGACGGGGGAUACCUCUCUAGUGGUCCCAAUCCACAACAUGGUUACCCUCAACCUCAGAUGGCGGAAGCAUACAAUACUGGUUAUACGGGUGACAUGAGCGGUCGAUAG